Hemisphaericaspora subhashii is the source of this 285-nucleotide messenger RNA. RefSeq lists its product as uncharacterized. The record is from RefSeq and is a predicted model, not a curated record. The coding region runs from base 1 to 285 and encodes 94 amino acids. Lineage: Eukaryota; Fungi; Ascomycota; Pichiomycetes; Serinales; Debaryomycetaceae. The transcript has 2 exons. Gene Ontology annotation, cellular component: mitochondrion.
AUGGCUGUCACUGAGUUCCCUCCGCUUCUUUCCGAAGAUGAUUUCCAAAAAUAUGAAGUUCCAUUGAAAUGGAGAGAUAGAUGUGCUGCUUAUUUUGCACUUUAUAGAACAUGUCUAAUCAGACAAUCUUCAAAGUCCAUUGAUUGUCAUCAUGAUAAACAUGCAUGGGAAGAAUGUGAAUAUUUGGAUUUGAAGAGAAGAAAGCAAGAAUUGGAAGAAGUUAAAGAAAAGAGAAGGGCUGAGAUUAGAGCUGCUAAAGAAGCAGCAGCUGAAGCAUCAGAAUAG